AUGGGCUGCUGCUUUGGUGCCCCUUUGCAAAGGGAUCUUUCAUUAUGGUGCACAGGUGAAGAGCCGGAUUCCUGUUCUCCCACCCCAGCCGUACUUCUGCCCACUUGGUCCAGUCUGCAGAACUACACAGCUGAGCCUCAAGAAAAAUGUUUCCCGGAGGAGACCAUGGCAUCAGGUAACCCCAGGCAGCUGGGUCCAGGCGAUCAGCCUGCACAGGUAGCAGAGAGCCCUCUGGAGACCGAGUCCGUGUCAUUGGCUGUAGGGGAAGGAUUUCCAACUGCCGUGUUUCAUUUUAAAGAGAUUGCGCUCGUGUUCUCUGUUGAGAGUCGCGCUUCUCAGUGUGUCAACUCCCAGCUGCAGGAGGCAGCAAGGAAGAAGCUUUGGGCCCUGGAAAAUGAUGACAAGGAUGUCUGUGAUCUUUUCAAGGAGCUGUCAGCCAGGCUGGUCUGUAUCCGGGCCCAGAAGGAUCAGUUCCUCCUCACCUUCAAGACCAUAGAAGAAAUCUGGAAGUUUUCCACAUAUUUGGCUUUAGGCUAUGUGGCUUGCUGUUUGGAGCAUCUUCUCUUCGACCAUGGGUACUGGCUGAACUGUUCUUUGGUGGAGGAUACUGAGAUCAGAAUUACUGUAGAUGAAGAUCACUUGGCCACCAUGUACCUGGGUCUGCUACUCCAGGAAGGUCACUUCUUUUCCAGAGCAGUGCUCAAUGUGCUUCAACCCAUGGAGGGGGGAGAGGAAAGCUUAAAGCUCCACGAGAACGAGCUAGUCCACGUGAAGGACAUUGGGAAAGAAUCGAAAUGGGAAGGGAUGUCCUUAUCGACAGGUCAGCGAGGCCUGGUGGCUGUGGCAGCCAUAGAGCCACUGUCCCACCCAUUUUACCAGUGGUUUCUGAAGAACAAUCCAAUGAACUGCGGCAUCUCCAAGGAGAUCAGCGGGUCAACCUCUCAGCCAAUUGGCAAGGGGCAGUGCACGGCCACAGAGGAUCACAGAGGGAGAGGAUGGGAUGAACUGAGUUUCUCCAAGGGAGACAGCAUAGAGGUUGUUGGUUUUCUUAUACCAGGACUGCAGUGGUUUGUGGGGAAAUCCACAAGCAGUGGGACCAUUGGCUUUGUCCAGAGCAAACACAUAGCGGCAGAGACUUGUGAACCUCUGGGAAAGUGUUCAGUGUUUCUAAGUGAAGAAGAGAAAUCCUCCCUUCUCCUCCUCCCGGGCAAUGGCAGCGAGCAGCACUACGCCGGCCUCCUCGAGGACUUGGCCCGCACAGACAUCACCUCUGUGUACAGGCUUGCUGGUUUUGAACCCACAGCCAUGUUCCCAGGAGGGCCAUCUGAGGCUGCUCUCCAGGGGUGUAAGGAUGUCCAGCUGUUCAAGACCUUUGGGGAAGCUGCUGCAAACGGCCUGUCCACACCUAGUGACUCAGAGCAGUCUAGCCCGGAGGGCGAAGCACCCCCCACUGCCCUGGAAAAAUUUCUUCUGCGGGAGCCAGAUGACCUCGAUGACCCCAAGUUCUUUAUUGACCUGAACGCUGGGCACAUGGAGGACUCUGAAGUCUUUGACCCCAUACUGACCUUCCUUAACCAAGGGUGCUAUGUGGCCCCUUUCCAAAGCUUCUAUGACCUCUCCUUUUCCUUCCUCCGCUCCACUUUUUAUGGCUUCUCCGAUGAGGACAAACUGGUCUUGUACCUUGAGACCUCCAGAAACUGUGCCAAGAGGACUCACCUAGGCUGGGCUCAUACCAGGCUCUGUUUCCUUCUGGGCAGAAUGUGCAUCAAGAGGGUAAAGUUCUCCCAGGCCCGGGUUUAUUUUGAAGAAGCCAUGAGUGUCAUGGACAAGGGGUUUGAUGACCUGCCCCUACUGGCUGCACUGCAUGUGAACCUUGCUGCCAUCUACCUGAAGCAGAAGAUGAGGCACAAGUUCUCCUCCAUGCUGGGGAAAGCGGUGGCCCUGCUGGCCUGCUUGCCUGGACACUGUUUCAGCUCCGAGAACGAGUUGGAGGUUGUGAAGUAUGUCCUGAGGGAAGCCAUCAUCGUGGGCAAUGCCCCCUUGGAGGCCCGGGCCUGCUUUCUUGUUGUCAAGCUUUUCCUGCAGUUGGGCAAAUAUGACGAGGUCCUGCCCUUUGUGGAGCGCCUUCAGUUCCUCUCUACCUGCUUCUCCAGCCAGGACUCCAGUGCAACGUGCUUGGACACAACCCCUAUCCUGAGCUACCUCUAUGACAAGAAGUACUUGCCGUACAUCACGUUGGCUUCCACCAGGCUGUUUGUUCCCAGUGGCAUAAAGGGGGCACCGACACCCAUAUGGAGAACUGGCUUAGUCCUCCAAAAUAUCUCCAAGCUCUUGGGAAGCCAGCUGGGCAGGAGCAGCAUCCCAGCAAUUGCUUGCCUAUAUCUCAGGCAUGCAUUGAACUUCUCCCAUGAGAGUGGAGCUGUGUCCACGCAGAAGACCUUGUGUUCUGUCUUGUCCAAAAUGUACCUCCAGCAUGGCAUGUUAGAUGGAGCACUUUAUUACUCGGCCAGAGCUGUAGCCCUUGGCAGGCUGAUGAGUGAGGAAGAGGCCUUUGAAUCUUCCCUCUGCUUGGGGUGGAUGUAUGUUCUGGCCAGCCAGCCGGCUAAGUCUAGGGAGAUCAUGUUGCGGCUCCUGCAUUCUCUGCGCGAGACAGACAGUGUUACUCAGGAUGGGGCAGUUCACAACCUCCUGGCCAUCGCCCUCAAAGAAGAAGGACAGGUGAAGAGGGCAGCAGAGAAUUACCUAUGGGCCUUAAACAAAGCCAAGGAGACUGGCAACAGGCGGAACCAGGCUAUUGCCCUGGCCAACCUUGGACACCUGACUCUCUCGUGCAGGGCGACCCAGCUGGCAGAGAGCUACUUCCUCCAGUCUGUUCGACUGUACAUUGAACUCCAGGGUGGGGAAGAUGCAGAGAUAGAGCUGGUGCAGGUCCUGCUGUGGCUGGCACAGGCCAUGGUGAGCAGGCACAUGAUAGAAGACAGCAAACUCUGUUAUGAGCUGGCACUGGUGUUUGCCCUGAAGUCACACAAUGUGAAGAGUCAGCUUCAUAUCACUGAGUCCCUCUGCCAUUUCUACAGCAAAGUAUCCCCAAAUCUUGGGGCCUGCAUUACCUACCAUGAGCACUGGGUAUCUCUGGCACAGCAGCUUCGGGACAGAGAGAUAGAAGGGAAAGUCCUGCAGACCCUCAGCCGGCUCUACCAGACUCUAGACAUACCCAAGUCCCUGAGACGGUCUCUGGACUGCACCAAACAGAGCUUAAGGAUCUUCAUUGACCUGGGGGAGACAGCCAAAGCGGCUCAGGCCUGGCUGCAGGCUGGGAGGCUCUAUUAUCUCCUGCAAGAGGAUGAGCUGGUGGAAAUGUACUUCCAGGCAGCCAUACAGACUGCACUGAAACCAGGGGAGUUGUUCUUGGCCAUGGACCUGUAUGAAGAGGCUGGGGAUAUCUUUUUCAAUGGCAACCGAAACAGGCACCAAGCAGUGGACUAUUACAGGGGAGGUGCUGUGCCUUUGGCCAGGAAACUGAAGGCCACCAGGACAGAGCUGCGGCUGUUGAAUAAGCUGGCAGAGCUGCACAUUGGGCUGCAGGGCUACGAGAAGGCCCUAGAAUUUGCCACGCUGGCAGCCAGGCUCAGCAGCAGCAUAGGAGAUCAGUUGCAAGAGCUGGUUGCAUUUCACCGCCUGGCUACGGUGUACUAUUUCCUGCAGAUGUAUGAGAUGGCAGAGGACUGCUAUCUGAAGACACUUGCCCUGUGCUCUCCAGUGCUGCAAUGUGCGGAAGAGGCCAUGUACUAUUCCAAGGUUUACUGCCGCCUUGGCAACCUGACCCUGCACAAACUGAAGGAUGAACACGAUGCCGCUGCCUAUUUCCUGUUGGCCCUGGCUGCUGCCACUGAGCUGGGAGACCAGAAGCUCCAAGGCACCAUUCAUGCCAAGCUGGCUCUCAUAUACAAUGCUCCCCUGUGGCACAAGGGCCCGGACUGGUGUGCUACAUAUCGGGCCAGGUGGCUGAGCGAAGGAGGACAUGUUGUCUGA
Emys orbicularis (European pond turtle) is the source of this 4032-nucleotide messenger RNA. It is a transcript of the gene SH3TC2, whose product is annotated as SH3 domain and tetratricopeptide repeats 2. Gene Ontology annotation, molecular function: protein binding. Lineage: Eukaryota; Metazoa; Chordata; Testudines; Emydidae. The transcript is spliced from 18 exons. Gene Ontology annotation, biological process: regulation of intracellular protein transport; regulation of ERBB signaling pathway. The coding region runs from base 1 to 4032 and encodes 1343 amino acids. The record is from RefSeq and is a predicted model, not a curated record.